AACGGGAGCUUUGCUGACCAGGCAAAAGCGAAAGCAGGUGCUGCCUGCCACCGGGUCUUUUUCUUACUGGCUGAAAGGGAGCUGCCUUUUCCCAGAAGAGGAAGGCAUGGCUGGGGAGAAGGAGCCGGGGACCCUCCGGGAGGCGCUGCAAAGCCGCCUCCAGGCGUUGGGCAUCGAGGCGCUCAGCGUGGAGCACCCAGAAGUGUUCACAGUUGAAGAAAUGAUGCCUUAUGUGCAGCAUUUGGAAGGGGCCCACAGUAAAAACCUUUUCCUAAAAGAUAAGAAGAAGAAAGGGUUUUUCCUGGUGACAGUUCUGCACAACCGGCAAAUCAAUUUAAACGACUUGGCGAAAAAACUGGGUGUCGGAAGUGGGAACCUACGCUUUGCCGACGAAGCGGCCAUGGUGGAUAAGCUGAAGGUGGGCCAGGGAUGUGCCACCCCCUUAGCACUUUUCUGCGACCAAGGAGAUGUGAAGUUUGUGCUGGAUGCUAGCUUCCUGAAAGGGGGUCACAAUCGGGUGUAUUUUCACCCAAUGACAAAUGCAGCAACCAUGGGAUUACAUCCGGAUGACUUCCUAAAAUUUCUGAAGUCCACAGGACACGAACCCAUCAUUGUGCACUUUGAUGAAAGCGACAAGUAGCUUUUGUGACACUUGUUUUUGUCUGGGAGGCUUUGCAGUUGUAUUGAAAAUUCAAAAAUAUUAAUUAUGCUUAUUAUUCAUGAAA
Anolis carolinensis (green anole) is the source of this 725-nucleotide messenger RNA. RefSeq names its product prolyl-tRNA synthetase associated domain-containing protein 1. The transcript is spliced from 2 exons. Gene Ontology annotation, molecular function: aminoacyl-tRNA deacylase activity. Bases 107 to 640 code for a protein of 177 amino acids. The record is from RefSeq and is a predicted model, not a curated record. NCBI's taxonomy places the organism in Eukaryota, Metazoa, Chordata, Lepidosauria, Squamata, Anolidae.